Molecule: messenger RNA, 891 nt
Organism: Aureobasidium vineae
Lineage: Eukaryota; Fungi; Ascomycota; Dothideomycetes; Dothideales; Saccotheciaceae
Source: the annotation of a GenBank genome assembly
AUGACUGGUCGCGGAAGAGCCGCCGCUUUGCCGGCAAGACCAGUUCCGCCUGCAGACCAAACUCUUACAACCCGUCCUGUUCCACGACGCCGCAAAUUCAGCCCGCGAUCGUUUGGACCUGGCGCUGCCAGCGACAGUCGCGAUCGUGUUCAUUCGAUUCGCGACCUUUUGUCUUCGGCAGACGAGACAACUUAUAUACCCACACGCACGCAUGGGUUGACGGUAACGAGCUAUUCACCCAAUGGUGACGAUGUGCGUCAUCUACUCAAGGACUGCGCGGAUUGGGAGUCGGUGAGUUUUCGCUCUGACGAAAGAAUGCCACCACCUGAUCCUACUUGGGGUUUUGUAUUGUUCGUCACCGCAUAUGACGACUUGUCUCAAGAGCGGCCACCGCAAGCUGUUGAGAAUUGGACUCGUGUGCAGGAGCGCAAGCUUGAGAACGGGUACACACUACCUGUAUUCGCGACAGAGGCGUGGCAGCGUUUCAAGCUGGACAUUAUCGAAGAUCAAGAAGCGCUUGACGGAGCUUCGUAUGACCGUGUUCGUGCUGAAUUCCGCGCAUUGGUGCGAGACAAAGAGCUCUCAGACGAUGAGGAUCAGUUUCUACCCCCGGCACGAAACCAGGCGUGCAUGGUCCUUGAUGCGGCUGCAAUCACGAUGCUGGCUGGACUCAAGUUUCCUGAGGAAUUGAAAGACGACCAGACAGAAUUCGAAGACAAGAAGAUCAAAGUAGUUGAUGUCCAAUGGAACAGACCGCAAAGUACAACAAGCAGCUACAGGGGAACAGGUCAACUGUCUAUUACCGCUCUCGCACGAUUCUAUCAUCUUCUCACGUCAGGUCCGGAAGGCGGGUACAUGGAAGAAAUGCAUCCUCUUGACGGAGUGCCAUAA